Panonychus citri (citrus red mite) is the source of this 2746-nucleotide messenger RNA. RefSeq lists its product as uncharacterized. The transcript is spliced from 2 exons. The coding region runs from base 267 to 1163 and encodes 298 amino acids. The record is from RefSeq and is a predicted model, not a curated record. Lineage: Eukaryota; Metazoa; Arthropoda; Arachnida; Trombidiformes; Tetranychidae.
AGUGUAAUCAAUUGAGUUAAUUGUUAGAGUAAAGGUGUAAACCUUGAUUUCACUUUUGGAUUCGAGAUGAUUUGAAGUUUUCACUCAAAUGAAUGUGACAUCAAAGAUCCUCUGACAAUCAUCAUAGUAUCUAUUUGCUAUCAAGAUCAGUUGUUCAUCAAUCAUCAGCUCUAAUUGGUAACAACAACAAUUGUGAUGCAAAUUGUGGGAUUAAAAAGUAUUGUUUAUCAACUAAUUACACAACCAAUUGUUCACGAAACGAUUGUAUGGUCCAAGUAAAGAUCAGUGUCAUCGAACGGGAAUAUUUUGAUGAGUAUCUUAAUUUCACCUUAAUUGGUUAUAAUAUCAAAGAAACGGAAUCUCGGACAAUUGGAUUACAAUUUAGAAAACCUAAUUCCAAUGUUGUCUAUUCUUGUGUGAAACAAAUCUCUGGACUAACUAGUGCCACUGUCACUCAAGGAGCCGUUAAUGCGACACUUGGGUCGUCAAUCUAUCUUAACGGUAAUUUAUAUUGUACCUGGAUAAUGGCUAAAAGUGAUUCAUCCUGGCCCGUUGACGAAGGUAAAAAAGCCGAUCUAGUGGUGGAUCACGAUUAUCAAGUAUCGAUACUCGCCGAUUCCAGAUCGGUUGCCGUUGGGGAAAAUUCAAGUGAACUACCAAUUUAUCAGAUGAAAUUCAUUAAUUGUUGCACCAAUAGUGGUGCUAAUAUUGGUUACAAGGUUCGAGGUAAUCGAGAGUAUCUUUUAAUUGCUAAAGAAAAGGUCAACUCAACGGACUUUUUACUUCAAGUGAUUGGACAAAGUCCGAAAAUUGUUCGAGUCGCUCUUAAUAACUCAGAUGGACUUGGAAUCGUUGCCGAAUGUAACUAUGAAAACGCUUCUUUCAACGGACUGGCCACAAUUGGUACUGUCUCAUCAUCGAUUAACAAUCAACUUGAUCAUUCCAAAAUUUAUGAUUACCGAUGCUCUUGGACAUUACCCAAGAUCGUUAAAUGCUUGUACGGGGUUUUGGACACUAAAAAAGUGUCCUACAAAUUACAGAUAAUCGCUGAUGGUGUUGCCGUUUACAAUCAAACUAACGUUAAAUUAAAUUCUGCCCUUUCAACGCUAUCCAAUUUAAUUUUAAUUGUUUUCGCAAUUGUUUUAACUUUAGUUUUGUGUUAAUUGUUUUCAUUAUUUUUCCUCUCAUCUAAUAUGUAAAAGGCGAUAAUUAGAUGAUUGCUAAUCAAAUUAAGCUUUUAUCUAUUGCAAAAUUAAUCAUCAGCAUCGUUAAUUGUAAUACUAAUUGUAUUAUUUUCCCUGUGACCAUCAACUAAUCAAAUCAAUAACGUAACUAAAUUUAAUGUCUUGUCAUUAUUUCCCAUCAACAAUAGCAAACAAAAAGCAAGAGAGGAAUUAAUUGUAAUUACAAUUAAAGAAACAAAAUCAAAAGUCUAAUUUUUAAUAACAAUUUAAAAAUAACAAUUUACAAUUAAAUGUUCUCGGUUAAAUCAACCAUUUAAAUUGAUUAACUAAGCAAUUCUCAUUGAUUUUAAUCAUUUAUCUUUGUUUUUUAAUUGUUCCCAACAAUCAAUCAAAUCAAUUUUUACAAAUUAAUCACAAACAAAAUUAGAUUAACGAUUAAAAUCAAUGAGAAUGAAACAAUUUGAUUGAUUUGCUUGAUUAGCAGUUAAUUGAUUGAUGUUCAAUUUAAUUGUUUCAUCAAAGUCUCAUCAAGUACAAUCAGCAAUUAACUUUAAUUCAGAUUGACCAUCAGGCCUUUAGUUAAUUGUAUGUUUUAUAAAAAUUAGAAAUUAAUUAAUCAGUUGAAUCAGGAAAACCAAAAUUUUCUCAAAUCAUUAAGUCAAAUUCUGACCGAAUAAUUAAAUUACUCAAGUGAUCGAAUACAAUUAACGGUUAACCCUAAGGCUAUAAAUUGUUCACCUCAAUUAUUGGAAUGAUCAAAAUUCAUUGAAAACGAAAGUGUUUCCAGUUGUAAAUUUUAAUUUCCAUUUGAUUUGAUUAACCCCUGAGGCGAUUAUUUUGAUUAACGAAUUUUGAUUUAAUUGGUUCACAAAAUCGAAUCAGUUUCUCUCAUUUUCUCUUCCUACUUAAGUUAAAUUUCACUUCCGUAAUUAGUAUGAUCUAUGAUUGUUUUGAUUUUUGGGUUAAUUGUGAUUGAGAUAAAUUAUCCGAUAAAAUGAUUCCAGAGGUUUUGAUAUUUUUUUCUUUGUUUUAAUGACUAUGAAUUGAAAGCAAAAUAAAUUACGAUGAUUGUGACAUUGAUCUUAUUUAAAUAGUGAUGGUUGGUGAUGAUUGGGAUGCUUUUUUCACGCCAUUAAUUGCUUUCCAAUUGAUUGAUGAUGAUGAUUUGCUUCAAUCCAACAAAAAAAAUCUACAUGUUGAUGAAAUUAAAUAUAUAUAAAUUUGUGUUGGUAACAAUUAACAAUUAUGUUUAACAGGUAAUGAAUAUAAAUAAUUUUUGUAUGAUUUAGGUUUAGAUUUGAUGGUUAAUGGGAGCAACGUGACCGAAUUGAAGACCAGGGUGAACGGCGAAAAGGUUCAUGUGUCCGCCCAUGUGACCUCCAUGUCGUUGUUGUUUGGCUAAACCAGCACCGAUGAUGGCACCAAGACCGGCAACACCGUAAGCACUACCAAGGAAAAGGACUGGAGGAGCUAAUUUACCGAGGAGUUUGUCGGGAAUGUAUGGAACAUGAUGAGCAUCAACGAUGAAACCCAAGCACAUGAUGGUAACAGCGACAACGACC